Messenger RNA from Vicia villosa (hairy vetch), 2772 nucleotides. RefSeq lists its product as uncharacterized. The coding region runs from base 402 to 2546 and encodes 714 amino acids. The transcript has 8 exons. NCBI's taxonomy places the organism in Eukaryota, Viridiplantae, Streptophyta, Magnoliopsida, Fabales, Fabaceae. The record is from RefSeq and is a predicted model, not a curated record. Gene Ontology annotation, cellular component: nuclear pore.
UCACACACCCAACGAAAACGAGAGAGUGUCGAAAAGGUUGACCUCAUUACAUCACCACCAUAACCGGCCAUACCCGGUUGCACCGACACCCUUCUCCGGUCACCACUCCCCGUUUUAAAAUGCCACCACCUUCCCUCACUAACAACCUCUCUUUCUAUUUCUAAAUUUCCAAUCACAAAACAUAACCAGAGAAACAUUAUUAUCAUUGUGUUGUGUUGGAGUAGUAACGUUGCUAAUCCCGAGGAUUUUGUUUUUUUGUUUCUGCAACACUUUCCUAUCAUUUUAACGUACGUUUCACUUCACCUUCUUCCACUUCCCGUGUUAUUCCCUACUUUUGGUAGAGUAUUGUUGUUUUGAGUCUCUGGAAAACUAUACUCGAGAUUGUGUAUGCGCUUGCUGAGAUGAAAGUUAAUGAAGUGAAUGAUAAUCAUUCCGUUGAUUUGGAGAAAGAGCAAAAAGAAGGGAAUGGAGAAGUAUCUGACACUGACACAAUGAAGGAUUCAGUGUCAUCUCAAAGUGAUUCUUUCACAAAUGAAGAUGAGAAAGUAGAGAAAGCUUCGAAGGAUCUGAAGAGUAAGGUUAAAGGGAAUGGUUUAGAAAACAAUCGAGGAUCGAGGGAGAGAUCUGAUAGGAAAACAAAUAAACUGCAAUCGAAGGUGUCUGGUAGCAAUCAGAAGAAACCUAUAAACUCUAAUAAAGGGCCUUCGAGAGUCGCAAAUAAAAAUACAUCAACCAAUUCUAAGCCGGCAAAAGUUCCCGUUAAAGUUUCUUCAGUUUCUUCAGAAUCUUCUGAAGGAGUUGAUGAAAAACCUGUUAUAGAAGUCAAGGAAAUUGAUAUCUUGGAUGGAUCCUCCAAUGGUGCUCAUAGCGUAGGAAGUGAAGAUGAAGGUCGUGUUGAAACCGUUAAUGCUGAAGAAAACGGUGAACGUGAGGAUGCGGCGGCUAUGGAAUCGAAAAUUAAAGAAAUGGAAUCCCGAAUUGAAAAUCUUGAAGAGGAAUUGAGAGAAGUUGCUGCUCUUGAGGUGUCACUUUAUUCUAUUGUACCAGAGCAUGGAAGCUCGGCACACAAAGUGCACACACCUGCGCGACGGCUCUCUAGGCUCUAUAUACAUGCUUGCAAGCAUUGGACCCCGAAAAGGAAAGCCACGAUCGCCAAGAAUACUGUUUCUGGCCUUAUUUUGGUUGCUAAAUCUUGCGGUAAUGAUGUUUCAAGGUUAACUUUUUGGUUGUCAAACACCAUUGUGCUGAGAGAGAUAAUUUUACAGGCAUUUGGGAAUUCAUGUCAAGUUAGUCCCAUUAUGAGGUUAGCCGGUUCAAAUGGGUCUGCCAAGAGGAAUGAUGGGAAGUCUGCAUCACUGAAAUGGAAGGGUAUCCCAAAUGGUAAAUCGGGAAAUGGUUUUAUGCAGAUCGGUGAAGAUUGGCAAGAGACUGGAACGUUUACAUUUGCCUUAGAAAGAGUAGAAUCGUGGAUUUUUUCUCGUCUAGUAGAGUCAGUAUGGUGGCAGGCUUUGACUCCUCAUAUGCAAUCUUCGGUUGUGGACUCGUGUUCGAAUAAAUCCUUUGGGAGGCUGCUAGGGCCUGCCUUAGGUGAUCACAAUCAAGGAAACUUUUCCAUCAAUCUUUGGAGAAAUGCUUUCCAAGAUGCGUUUCAAAGACUAUGUCCUGUUCGAGCAGGAGGACACGAGUGUGGUUGUUUGCCCGUGAUGGCAAGAAUGGUCAUGGAACAGUGUGUAGAUAGACUAGAUGUUGCGAUGUUCAAUGCCAUUCUUCGGGAAUCAGCCCAUGAGAUUCCAACUGAUCCUAUAUCAGACCCAAUUGUGGAUUCCAAGGUUUUGCCAAUUCCAGCAGGAAACUUAAGCUUUGGAUCUGGUGCACAACUGAAAAAUUCUGUUGGCAAUUGGUCGAGAUUGCUCACCGAUAUGUUUGGCAUUGAUGCUGAAGAUUGUCUAGAAGAAUGUCAGGAGAACGGUGAGAACGACGAAAGACAAGGCGGAGACGGUGAACGUAAAUCAUUUGCACUCCUUAACGAUUUGAGUGACCUUCUAAUGCUCCCAAAAGACAUGCUUAUAGAAAAACAAGUUAGACAAGAGGUUUGUCCAUCCAUCAGUCUUUCAUUGAUCAUACGCGUCCUUUGUAACUUCACUCCGGACGAGUUCUGUCCGGACCCGGUUCCAGGAACUGUCUUGGAGGCCUUGAAUGGAGAGACUUUUGUGGAGCGAAGAUUGUCGGCAGAAUCCAUUAGAAGCUUCCCUUAUGCUGCGGCUCCAGUUGCGUAUACACCUCCCUCUUCAGCCAAUGUGGCGGAGAAAGUUGCAGAGGCAGGAGGAAAGUCUCACCUGACGAGGAAUGUAUCGGUUGUCCAGAGGAGAGGAUAUACAAGUGAUGAAGAACUCGAGGAACUUGAAUCGCCGAUCACGGCUAUCAUUGAUAAGGUUCCUUCAUCUCCAACAGUUAAUACUAAUGGAAAUGGUAAUCACAAAGAGCAAGGGAAUCACACUACAACAAAUGCUAGAUAUCAACUACUUCGUGAGGUUUGGUCCUUGUGAUCUGAACCUUGUGAAAUGAAUUCCACAUGUAUAAUACUCUUUACCAAAGAAAAAAAUGAAUUUGUCAAAGGAUUUAGGUGCAGUGAAUUGUGAUUUGAGAAGGAAAAAAAAAAAGAAUAAAGAUAUUCGAUAUGUAUGGGGCAAUUUAAGCUUCAUUUUUUUUUUUGGUGUGUGUAUAUAUAGAUAUAAGACUUUGAAAAUGAUCGAUAUAUUUGGUCUAUAUAAA